Messenger RNA from Oryza sativa Japonica Group (Japanese rice), 456 nucleotides. RefSeq lists its product as uncharacterized. The record is from RefSeq and is a predicted model, not a curated record. NCBI's taxonomy places the organism in Eukaryota, Viridiplantae, Streptophyta, Magnoliopsida, Poales, Poaceae.
AUGGACAACGCCGCGGAGGUGGCCAAGAGGGAGAAGCGGGGGCAUUCUGUCGAUGCGGCGGUGGAGGAGGAGGAGGACGCCAGCCACCACAACGCGGCGGGAUCCGGCGGGGAUGAGGGGGACGAGGAGGAGAGGAUCUCGUCGGGAGGAAUGGGCGCGAGGCACGCCGACGACCACCGGGAGAAGCGGGGAACACCGACGCCGACGACCACCAUGCCCGUCGCUAGGGGGCUGCCACCUCCACAACCUCCGCCUCCGCCAUCGCCGCCUACUGGCUGCCGCUCCCUAUCCGUCGCCCGCCGCGCGCUCGCCCGCCUGCCGCCACCGCCACUCCGCGCCUCCACUCCACUCCGCUUCGUCGGCUCCUGCACUCGCACACUGCCUCCGUCGGCCGCCCUCGUGGCGCCGCCCUUCUUCUCUCCCGCCUCGGCCCCGCCAGCUUGCAGAGAAGUGUGA